Molecule: messenger RNA, 4136 nt
Organism: Myodes glareolus (Bank vole)
Lineage: Eukaryota; Metazoa; Chordata; Mammalia; Rodentia; Cricetidae
Source: RefSeq, a predicted model, not a curated record
CGGGGCUGCGACCCAGAAGGGAAGUGACCAGAGCUGUUUCUCCGCUGCUCAUAAGGAAACUGGCUCUGAAAUUCUACUAUGGAUUUCUUGCCCUCGUCGGUACAUUUUAGAUAAUAUGACUUGAACCAAUCACGACAGGUCUUUUUUUUUUUUCAUUGACCUUCUGAUUGCUAAAAUAUUCUCAUAAAAAAUAGUCUAUUCGAAUAUUUGAAUUUAUGUGUUGAUGUUUGUAGAUACAGUUCUCUGGCUGUGGUGGACAGGACAAAGCUCUUCAAAUUUACGUUCAUCUACGCCAACUUUCGUGUUACACCACUUCGCUAUUCAAGAGAAUGGCACACUGAACUAGGGAUUUUGCAUUUCUAGAGCUCUUUUAUAUAUUAGUCAUGAAAUGAACGCCUGCAAAUCCGAAACUAUAUUUUUUUUGCAAACUCCAUAGAUAUGGUUGUAAACAUUAACGUUUAAAAGUAAACUUUAUUUGCCUUUAAAUUUUCAUAUGACACGUGUAUACUUUGUGAUGUAAAUAGAGCAUUUUUAAAAAGUGUCUUUGGUAGACUUGGUGGCACACACCUUUAAUCCCACCACAGGGGAGGCAGACUAGGUGGGUCUUAAAGAUUUUGAGGCUAGUCUUGUCUACCUAAUGAGUUCCAGGACAAUCACAGCUUCAUGGGGGAGACCCUGUCUCAAAAAAGGAAAGAAGAGAAAAGAAAAAAAAAAUGUGUAUUUUUCUGCUGAGUUCUUUAUGUGCAGCUUAAAGAUGGGAAAAACGCAGUAUGCUUUCUAUAGUAUUAGGUCACAGUAUUUUCACAGUUACAAAAGGUAUUAUAAGCUACAUGGUGGCGCUGGCCACGCCUUCAGUCCCAGCAUUUGGGAGGCAUACACAAGUGAUCUGGGAGUUCCUUGCCAGCCUGGUCUACAGAGCAAGUUUAAGGACAGCCUGCUCUACACAGGGAAACGUGUCUCGGGGGAGAAAAACGAAAAAAAGAAUGAAAAGGUGUUAUCGUAUAAAAUAAUCUUAGGAAGCAUCUUUUGAAUAAUUACAAUAACUCAUCUACAUCAGAAAAAUAGCUAAAGUAGCCUUUUGUCUCCUUACCUCAAGAAAAUCACUCAGCACAUGGACGCAUGAUCAAUCUUAUGUUUUGAUUCUUGAAUUUGCUUCAUUUUGAUAUAUGAACUCACUGCAUUGCUCUGUCUGCCUCCAAACUUACUAGGUAGACCAGGCUGUUCUGGAACUCAUAGAAUUCCACCCACUUGUUUUUCCCAGGUGCUAGGACUAAAGGUGUGCACCAACACAACUGUUGGAACUGAAACUGUUGGUUUUUUUAUUCUGUGGUCUGACAGUGGACUUCUCUAGGAGGAGGGGCCAUGCCUGGCGCCUGCUCAGAGGGUUUUGUACAGAGACUGGAUGUUGCAGAAUUGCAGCAUUCUAGUUUUUAUGGGCGAGACUACAUUGCUUGCAGACUCCCUUGUUCCUCCUCAGGGUGUCUUGGCAAAUUACCCUGCAAGUGUGUGACCCUUUGAGAGAUCUAAGGCUUCUAUCAAAUUGGGGCUAUGGUAAAUUCAGAAUGUCACUAGUGUAUAAUAUUCUUGUCCCAAUAAUUCAGUUCUGUUUCUGAACCUGAGUUUUGACUGAGCUGUUAUUGGAAGUGGCAUUCAAAUUACACUAACUGAAAAGGCUUUCUAAAUGUUUUCAGCAUUCUGACAUUGAUGACAAUUGGGGAAUCACUUGUAUAAUUCUGUAUUUAGUUUUCUCCUCAUCUACUGAGCACAGUGCUGUGUUAGAAAUCCAGCUGCUUUCUGAAGAAUCUCUUUCUCAUGUGCAGGGUUAACUGACCACCCAGACCUGCUCUCUUGUGCUGCAGAACAAGGAGGUCUGGAAGAUGGAGAGGGUGGAGAUUGUAGCUAAGGAUCCAGGCCAACAAGCCAUCUAUUCAUUGCUCCUGAAAGAGAAACUUAAAGAAGAGAAACAGAAAGAAAUGGCUGGUUCUCCAAUAAACAUGUCCCAGGGUCUGUUGACUUUCAGGGAUGUGACUGUGGACUUCCCUCAGGAGGAGUGGGAAUGCCUGAACUCUGCUCAGAGGGCUUUGUACAUUGAUGUCAUGUUGGAGAAUUACAGCAACCUGGUCUCUGUGGAGAACUAUUGUAAAUGUGAACCUGUCCAUCAACAAGUGAAGACUGAAAAGGAGUGUUGUCAGUGUGAUGAGCUUGGCAAAGUACUUCAUGACCCCUCCACAUGUGCACUUUAUAGAACAAGUAAAACUACAGAAAACUCUAAUAACUACAGGUGUAGUAAUCACAGUGAUGCCUCUCUUGGCUCAUCAAACCUAGAUAGACAUGAAAGCAUGCACACUGGAGAAGAACCUUGCAAACCUAAGAACUGUGAGAAAUCUUUAAAUUUGUGUUACAACAUUAAUCAAGAUCAGAGACUCUACACUGCAAAGAAAGAACAAAGGCAGGGAGAAUAUGAUGUCUAUUUUGACUCUACAUACAGUCUUUUGCAACAACCAAUCUACAUUAAAGAGAAACCAUACCAGUGUGGGAAAUGCAAGAAAUGUUUCAGUACUGCCUCAAGUCUCACUAUACAUCAGAGAAUUCAUAAUGGAAAUAAACCCUACAAAUGCAACUUUUGUGGCAAGUCCUAUAACCAGUGUGCAAAUCUUAGAAUACAUCAAAGACUUCAUACUGGGGAGAAACCUUACAAGUGCAAAGAAUGUGGAAAGUCAUUUCGACAGUCUGCAGCUCUUAAAAGCCAUCUAAAAAUACAUACUGGAGAGAAGCCUUAUAAAUGUAAGGAAUGCAACAAAUCCUUUGCCCACCAUUCCAGUUUCAGGACACAUCAAAAAAUCCAUACUGCUGAGGAACAUUGUAGUUGUCAAGAAUGUGGCAAGGUCUUUCAUCAACUUUCACACUUUAGAAGACAUUAUAGACUGCAUACUGGGGAGAAGCCUUACAAAUGCAACGAGUGUGACAGAGCAUUUACACACUAUGCAUCUCUUAGAUGGCAUCAGAAAACUCAUUCUUUAGAGAUAUUUUACAAAUGUAAAGAGUGUGAUAAGUCCUUUCUUGAAUUAUCACAUCUCAAAAGGCAUCACAGAAUCCAUACUGGUGAGAAGCCUUAUAAAUGUGACAUAUGUGACAAAUCCUUUACUGUGAACUCAACCCUUAAAACACAUCAAAAAAUUCAUACUGGAGAGAAACCUUUCAAAUGUAUGGAAUGUGACAAAUCCUUUAUCAAGUGCUCACAUCUUAGAAGACAUCAGAGUGUUCAUACUGGAGAGAAACCUUACAGAUGUAAGGAAUGUGACAAAUCUUUUCCUGAGUUCUCAACUCUUAGAGCACAUCAAAAAAUUCAUACUGGAGAGAAACUUUACAAAUGUAAGGAAUGUGACAAAUCCUUUACCCAUAACUCAUAUCUUAGAACACAUCAGAGAGUCCACACUGGAGAAAGACCUUACAGUUGUGGGGAAUGUGCCAAACCUUUUACUACAUGCUCAUAUCUUAGAGCCCAUCAGAAAAUGCAUACUGGAGAUAAACCUUACAAAUGCAAAGAUUGUGACAUGUCCUUUCUCCGGGUUUCUAGUCUUAAAAUACAUCAGAAAAUUCAUACUGGAGAGAAACCUUACAAAUGCAAAGACUGUGACAUGUCCUUUAGUCAGAUAUCAAACCUUAGAAGACAUCAAAAACUUCAUACUGGAGAAAAACCUUACAAAUGUGUGGAAUGUGACAGAUCAUUUAGCCACAUGUCAAAUCUCAGAACACAUCAGAGAGUUCAUACUGGAGAGAGACCUUACAGUUGUAAGGAAUGUGACAAAUCUUUUACUAGGUUCUCCUACCUCAGAGCACAUCAGAAAAUUCAUACUGGAGAAAAUCUUCACAAAUGCAAAGACUGUGACAUGUCUUAUAUCUAUCUUUCGAGUCUUAGAAGACAUCAGAGAGUUCACGCUGGAGAGAAAAAUACCAUUCUCAUAAUGUGACAGGGCAUUUCUCAUUAUUCUCUGCUUAUAAACCCCAACAUCAUACACAAUAGAAGCAUAAAUAUAAAAAACUGUAAAAGCCCUUAAAGAAGAUUUAAAUCUUAAAAAAGAUCAGAGUUUAUAUUAAAAUAAAAUUGUGUACUACUUGCUGUGUGAAUUUUUAAA